CCAGCUCCCUGGGGCCGCCGGGGCUGGAAACCCUUCCAGGCUGUUCUCCGUGGGACAUUCCUGUUCUUCCUCAAGGCCGGGAGUGGGGCCCGGGGGAUCUCCCGACGCCCCUCGGAGCCGGGAUCCCCCGGGGCUCCCCCGGAGGAAGGUGGGGGGAUUGAGGAGCCCCUGGGGGUCCACCAUGCCCUGGCUGAGAGGGCCCCCAAAUACACCAAACGGCCCCACGUGUUCCGGCUGCAAACGGCCGAGCGGAGGCUGUUCCUGUUCCAGGCGCCCACCUCCGAGGAGAUGCUGUCCUGGAUUUCCCGGAUCAAUCUCGUGGCCGCCCUGUUCUCCUCCCCUCCGUUCCCGGCGGCCGUGGGGUCCCAGCGACGCUUCGUGAGGCCCAUCCUGCCCACGGCGCCCAGCAGGAGCCCCCCGGAGGAGCAGCUGCGAUGCCACGAGCAGUGGCUGGAGCGGGUGGGGCAGGAGCUCCUGGAGCACCAGAGGCACCUCCCCGAGGGCCGAGGCCGAGCCCGGGACCUGGACGAGUAUCGAGUCAAGAAGGAAUUCCUGCUGGAGGAGCGCCGGCGCUAUGAGACCUACGUGCAGGUGCUGGAGACGUGGCUGAACUCGGGCGCCCGGGACCUGGAGGGGUGGGAGGCGCAGGCAGGGUGGGCCCCCCCGGACCCCCCUACCCUGACCAAGGCCCACUCGAGCCCCUCGCUGGCUCCUGAGCACCCCCCAGGCCCCACCGUCCGUGUCCGGAGGAACAUCUCAGAGCGAAGGACCGUGAGGAAAAUCGUCCCCAAGCGCAACAAAAACCUGCUGUGACCCCCCCAGUUUGAGCCACCCUGGGGGGGAUUCAGGAUGGGGAAACUCAGGGAAAACACCCCUUUCCCUCUCCCAGAAAGAGAGCUGGGGGGGCUGUAACCCCCACCAGGACCCCCAGCCCCACCCCCCCACCCCGCGCCCGCUGCCUGCUGCUCUCUGUGUGCAAUAAAGGUGUGUCCCACCACUGGCA
This is a messenger RNA of Empidonax traillii (willow flycatcher), 1003 nucleotides long. RefSeq names its product PH and SEC7 domain-containing protein 4-like. Bases 289 to 813 code for a protein of 174 amino acids. NCBI's taxonomy places the organism in Eukaryota, Metazoa, Chordata, Aves, Passeriformes, Tyrannidae. The record is from RefSeq and is a predicted model, not a curated record. The transcript has 5 exons.